CCGCUAUCUAUAUGAUCUCCCAUGUUUCCCAGAGCUGGGUCCCAUCAUGACCUGCACUGCCUUUUAUGUGUACUCCUCUGCGACACAACCGCCAAAUGUUCGGCCAUAUUAGCAACGACUAGUAAGUACGUACGUCAAGCUUCGCGGCUGACACAUAAAGACGUCACGUCGAUGAAGUCGUUGCUCAUUCGAUGUGUGCAUAUUUUUGCACAUCUCCAGGUGUUAAGCAGCAAUUUGAACACUUUUCCAAGAGUCAAGUAUCGCAGCGCCUGUGAAGACAGGAGAACGAGUCAGUGAAUGGACCGAUUGAAUCUUUCAC
Molecule: messenger RNA, 319 nt
Organism: Colletotrichum phormii
Lineage: Eukaryota; Fungi; Ascomycota; Sordariomycetes; Glomerellales; Glomerellaceae
Exons: 1
Coding region: 22-297 (91 amino acids)
Source: RefSeq, a predicted model, not a curated record